Schistosoma haematobium is the source of this 1394-nucleotide messenger RNA. RefSeq lists its product as uncharacterized. The record is from RefSeq and is a predicted model, not a curated record. Bases 283 to 624 code for a protein of 113 amino acids. The transcript has 3 exons. NCBI's taxonomy places the organism in Eukaryota, Metazoa, Platyhelminthes, Trematoda, Strigeidida, Schistosomatidae.
GUGACAUCAGUUUGUAAAUUAUUUCAAAUGUUUUCUUGUAGUCACAUAAAUCAUUAUCAUCCAUAUUGUUUCAUAACACUGGUCACUAUUAAAUUUAUCAUUAAAGAUUAUGAUGUAUAUUGGUCGGAACAGCAUAGACUAUUUCUUCUAGUACAAGAAACAAAAUUUUAUGUUGACUGAACACUAAAGGAUCGUUCAAAGUUCAACUAUCCAGUUAAAAAAACACAAUACCUACAAAAUAAAGAAAUAUAUUUGUUAAUAUAAUCUUCAAUAGUUGAGGUCAUGAGCCGCUUGAAGCUGGACCAUUAUGGAAAACCUGGAAGCACUGGACGACCGUUUCGUCCUAUUGGAAUUACUACAAUCUCCACAAAACCCGCUUCUGAUACUAAUAUAAACUUCAUAAAAACUCUGAAAACAGGCCAAUUCAAAGAUCGGAAAUAUUUACGUUCUAAAAGCUAUAGAAGUAACCAGAAUAUAGCUUUUAAUCGUUUGCUACAUUCCAUUCCAUGGAUUACUGAUGUUUUAACUCAUAGAAUAAAGUAUGAUAUCGAGGUCAUAGAAACUAAACAGAUAAUUUAUACGAACUAUAUGAGCGAACAAGAACAACCUGAACCGAAAGUAUGAUAUUCAACUAGCAACUACUUGGCAAAUAUGCCUUAACAGGUAUUUGGUCCCUUUCUCUAUCCAACCUGUUUAUUUCACAUGCAUCAUUAUGUUGACGGAAAUCGGUGUGAGCUAUUUUUAGCAAUAGUUUCAUGUAAUUGAUGAUUCUCAUUUUUAUUUGCACAUCAAUGAUUCAGAAACAAUUGUCAACCUACAACUUGCAACUUUAUUUAUUCCUUCAUAUUAACACCGAAUAUCAAUCAUUACUAACUCAAUCAUACACACACACACACAAAUUUUGUUUCAGUCGUGAAAAUUUUACAGAAUUCGCAUUUAACUGACUCAUGUUAUGGUGUUUACUAAAGUCGACAUCCAAAUAUGAUUGCAUUAGCACGGUAUAGACUUGAUCUGAUUUGAUUGUUAACACGCUAUAUCAUCAUACUUUGGUAAUUUUGAUUAUCACCCUGAAGAAGUCCAGACAAGUUGGUUGGACGAAACAUCGGAAUUAUUUUAAAUUUCAUACUUUGAAAUUAUUUCAAAUAUGAUUUUGCACAAAUAAUAAACAGAUAAUUUCCAAUAAAUAUGUGUGGUACCCAAAAGAAUUAAAUAACAUGGAACCGUAUACUUUUCUUUAGUAUAUGAUUCGCUAUUAUUGUUUACAAAUUAUAGUUUAAUUGUCCAUUAAAACGUCUAUGGUUUUAAAUUGAAAUCUAAGGAUUUUUUUAUUACAAAUUUGAAGUGCUAUAAACUAUUCAAUAAACCCCCUUUUGAUACUAUUCAAUAAACAUUUA